Ogataea parapolymorpha DL-1 is the source of this 1353-nucleotide messenger RNA. Its product is annotated as Cell wall integrity and stress response component 4. The coding region runs from base 1 to 1353 and encodes 450 amino acids. The transcript has a single exon. NCBI's taxonomy places the organism in Eukaryota, Fungi, Ascomycota, Pichiomycetes, Pichiales, Pichiaceae. The record is from RefSeq and is a predicted model, not a curated record.
AUGCUGAUUGGCAGACAUUUUGGGCUGACCCGCUUCUUCAUGUUGAUCUGGUUCUUCUUGGUGUCCCUCGGGUCUGCCUUGGAGCAGGCGCUAUGCUCUAGGGAAAACACUGGAUCGGUGACUACUAGUAAUAUCUGGAUGUCAAAUGGGUACUGUUCCAACUUUUGUAACCAAUACCGCUACGCCAUUGUCCAAGGAGAAAACUGUUGGUGCUCGAAUACGGCGCCAGGCGACACCAGCGACCUGGAUAAUUGCGACACUACCUGUCCCGGGUAUGGAUACGAGAACUGCGGAGGAGAUGGCUAUUACGGAUACAUCCAACUGGCAAACAAUUCUAAUGAUCCGGAGUCUUCAAGUUCCUCCGCCGGCCCAUCAAGCACUGCUGGUGGUAGCAUAUCGAGCUCGACCGCCAACAGUGGAUCGUUUUCUUCUUCCGAAACCAGUCCAAGUGAAACACCGUCCUCGGAUUCCACAUAUGCGGGUGCAAAUUCUGCUUCAUCUUCGUCUGAAAAAGAACAGACCUCCGCCACCACAGGCUCGUCAUCAUCGUCAAGAUCCGCCACUUCCUCCACUGCGUCGUCGACCACACCUUCGUCCUCCUCCUCAUCCCCCUCUUCGACUACCUCCUCCUCCUCCUCACUUUCCUCCACGACGUCUGCAUCGUCAGAAUCGUCCUCUUCCACCUCUUCAUCGUCGUCUCCUGCCUCAUCGUCCACCUCUUCGACCUUGUCACAAUUGCUUGCGUUCUCCACCUCAUCGUACCUCAGCUCUGCACAGGGAUCAGGCAUCUCCACAGCUCUUGUAACCACGAUGAUUAAAACAACCAUCACCUACACGCCAGCAUCGUCAGCCACCGAGGUCAACCAAAGCUCGCUGUCCGGCACACCUAUUGCCACAAACAAAAAUAGCUCGUCGUUUUUCGAUCACAAAGGAAGAGUCGCCGCAGUAUUUUCGGUGGUUGGCAUUGUAUCUCUCGCUCUGAUACUGCUAUUGACUUUCAUUCUUAGAAGACUGUAUUUGAACAAGCAUAAAGGACCGAUCGCCAUUGAGUCAGACACAGAAAGCUUUGAAAAGCCCGUCAUUAUCGGCACGCUGCCAAACACCCCAACACCAUCGAGUCCACCGCCGUCUGCUUCAGCAAAAAAGGCCUCAAUGUUCACGCUGCACCGCAAAUCGAGCUCGGCCCCCACUGCUGUCCAACGGCCAACCCCACUCUCGGACAUGGUGAUGGUUGACCAGAGACUGGACCCCCACAGUGAACUUUACAAUAAUAAUAAUUUCUCUACUCGAAGCCUGAGUGAUCAGGUCGAUUACAGCAGGAAAGUGCUUCGGGUAGCGAACCCUGACGCCUGA